CUACAAUAGGCUAUCUGUGGAUAUAUUGUGUGUUGUAAAGCUGUGAAGGGUAGCUGAAUUUGCAUACUUCAUUGUUUCUGGAUCAUCUUUCAGUGACAGCAAAAUUUGGAGAGGACGUCAUAUUGCUACAGGCGUCCCAGGCCACCGUCAUUAUGAAAACCUUAAGUGGCGGGUGGUUUUCCCAGCUGCUCUGCUUGCUAACGCUCUCGGCCGCGACAGCUUUGCCGAGCGCUUUAAAGGACUCUGGUGCAAUGAGCAAAGUACCGGUGGGGCUUGGAGAGAUCGACCCGCAGUGCUGGGACUCUUCAUCGCUUGCUCUUAUCGAGAUGAAGAAGCUGCGGGUGGCCGGCACGGUUAGCGGUCUGUGGGACUUAAUGAUCUACCUGAAGCUGUCGCUGCACCAAAAGCACAACGAUCUCUUUCUCGACCUGGCUCAACUUUUCUGGGAAAUGUACGUGGACUGUGUCUUGUCGCGAUCCCACGGACUCGGCAGGAGAUACGUUGUGUCCAAGCGGUACAUUAUGAAGUACUCACAGAACUAUACAGAGAACAAGUAUUUCGUUUAGCUGCUGGCGAAUGCAUCCUGAGAGUCUGUUAAAGCGUCUGUCGGACAUUUAGGUUAUUUGCUGUCGUUGCGUUUGGGUUUCGAUAUAUUCAGAAGUAUGCAGAAUAAUACUGAGCAAAUAAUCAUGGCUGAACGAAUCAAAAUGUGUUCCUUUGCGUAAAAGUUCGAAAUAUAUUUGCGUUAAUAUAUAAUAUUUGCAAUUUCAUAUUAAAUCUGAUCUGCAUUCUUGCCUACAAUAUCAUUAUUGUAUCAUUCGUUGCAAAGUUUGAUUGCAUUAUCUCAGUAUUUUAUUUUUAGACAUGAAUAUCUCAUAUUUAUUUACUACAGCCAAGACUUUUUAAAUGCAAUCAAGGAUUCUCAGGACAUGUGAGAGUUAUUAUAAGCAAGAUUGAUAUGACUGGACGCCAGUCUAUGUAUUUUAUUGCACAUUUGUCUGUAAUUAAUUAGUACAUUUGAACAAUUUUUUUGUCCACGCCAUUACAAGGUACAGUACUAUGUAUAUUUUGUUUUUGAGAACUUUGUUUCUUGAAGGACAUUUUACUAUUUUGUUUUCAAAAAAGAAAACACUGAAAAUAUAACAAUUUUGAUUAAAAAGAGAGACAUUUUCUA
Messenger RNA from Anguilla anguilla (European eel), 1174 nucleotides. Its product is annotated as protein FAM237A-like. The record is from RefSeq and is a predicted model, not a curated record. NCBI's taxonomy places the organism in Eukaryota, Metazoa, Chordata, Actinopteri, Anguilliformes, Anguillidae. The transcript has 3 exons. The coding region runs from base 153 to 566 and encodes 137 amino acids.